Messenger RNA from Coregonus clupeaformis (lake whitefish), 7880 nucleotides. Its product is annotated as chromodomain-helicase-DNA-binding protein 3. Gene Ontology annotation, biological process: chromatin remodeling; negative regulation of transcription by RNA polymerase II. Gene Ontology annotation, cellular component: NuRD complex; nucleus; chromatin. Gene Ontology annotation, molecular function: histone binding; ATP hydrolysis activity; ATP binding. NCBI's taxonomy places the organism in Eukaryota, Metazoa, Chordata, Actinopteri, Salmoniformes, Salmonidae. Bases 223 to 6645 code for a protein of 2140 amino acids. The transcript is spliced from 39 exons. The record is from RefSeq and is a predicted model, not a curated record.
UGCAAUAAUAUAGUCAGCCAUUUUUUAUGUAAGGGGAUUUUUCUUAUUGGGGGGGUUGUUAAAAAAUAAAUAUAAGAGCGGCCAUCUUUGUUUCCCUGCCUUGUAGUGUAAAAUAUUCCAAAACGGCCCCCACUUUUUUCUGGUGUCGAUUUGAAUAUUAAAUAAAUAUCAUAAUUCCAGAGGAUUUCUGAUUUCGAGGACGGAGCCGAUGACAGGAAUAUAAUGUCCUCUCCUCUCCGGUCCUGUGAGGAAGACCAGGGCAUGUUGGUUAAUUCCAAGGGAGGAGAUUUUGAUGAAGAAGACGAGGACCACGGAGAUCUAGACGAGAACGCAAGCGACAUAAACUCGCCGGCGGCGCCUCGAGAAACUGCAACACUAGCCGCGCCAGUGGAGGAAGAAAGGGAAGCAUCAGACAGGGACAGUCUAGGGAGGAAGAAACGAGGUCCCAAGAAGAAGAAGGAGACAAAGAAGAAGGAGAAAGAGAAAGAAGGAAAACCAGUUAAAGCCAGAAAACGGAAAAAGAUUGAAAGUGAUGUAGAGAGAGACUCGGAGCGAGAGAGAGAUUAUGGCGAGAACUCCGACAGCGCAGCCAGUGACUUCACUGGCGAGAAAAAGAAGAAGAAGAAACACAAGGAGAAGAAGGAGAAGAAAACCAAAAAGAAGAAAAAAGACGAUGGGGACAGCACGCACGAGGAGACAACAAAGCCAAUAGAACAGAAGACGUCGGCCCAGCUGGCUAAGGACUGGGGUCUGGAGGAUGUGGAUCAUACAUUCACUGAAGACGAUUACCGCACACUCACCAACUACAAAGCCUUCAGCCAGUCCAUGAGGCCCAUGAUAGCCAAGAAGAACCCUAAGAUCCCCAUGUCUAAAAUGAUGACCAUCCUGGGGGUCAAGUGGAGGGAGUUCAGCUCCAACAACCCCUUCAAGGGCUCCGGUGCUGCAGCUGUGGCAGCUGCAGCAGCCGCCGCCGCCAUCGCCGUCGCCGAGCAGGUCUCCGCGGCAACCCCAUCCCCGGAGCCACCUCCCCCCCGGAAGCAGCCCCAACCCCCACGGCCGCCCCCCCAGCCGCCACCCCCGCCUCCCCCGCUCCGCAAGGCCAAGACCAAAGAGGGCAAAGGCCCUGGGUAUAAGAAGAGUCGCAGUAAGAGUCCACGUGUUCUGGCUGAGAGGAAGAAGGCGGUGGCAGCAGCAGUAGCGGCUUCAGUAGCUAAAGCCAAGAAGAUGGCCCCCAUACGCAUCAAACUGGGGGCCCUAGGCAACAAGAGGAAGAAGAGCAGCUCUAGUGGAGAUGAUGUUGAUGAGGAGGACUCGGAGCAGGAGGACUCCAGUGUCCACAGCUCCUCGGUCCGCUCCGACAGCUCCCCACGGGUCAAGAAGAACAAGAGAGGACGUCCGGCCAAGAAGAAGAAGAAAAUGCUGGAUGAGGGUGAGGGGGAGGAGGACGGUUAUGAGACAGACCACCAGGACUACUGUGAGGUGUGCCAGCAGGGAGGGGAGAUCAUUCUGUGUGACACCUGUCCCAGGGCCUACCACCUGGUCUGUCUGGAGCCUGAGCUGGAGAAGGCCCCUGAGGGCAAGUGGAGUUGCCCCCACUGUGAGAAAGAAGGGAUCCAGUGGGAAGCGAAGGAUGAGGACUUUGAGGAGUUUGAGGAGGAGAGUGAGGACAUGGUGGUACCAGAGGUACCUGGGGUUGGACUGCUGGUAGGACUGGAGGAAGAGGAGGAUGACCACAUGGAGUUCUGCAGGGUCUGUAAGGAUGGGGGGGAGCUAUUAUGCUGCGACACCUGUCCCUCCUCCUACCACAUCCACUGCCUCAACCCGCCCCUGCCUGAGAUCCCCAACGGAGAGUGGCUGUGUCCACGCUGCACCUGUCCUGCUAUCAAGGGCAGGGUACAGAGGAUCCUCCACUGGCGAUGGGGCGAGCCCCCCGAUCCUGUACCCGUGCCCCCCACCCCCGAUACCCCUCCUGAUGCUCCCCCGCCACCCCCCAUGAAGGGCAGGGCUGAGAGGGAGUUCUUUGUCAAGCUGACCGGACAGUCCUACUGGCACUGUACCUGGAUCACUGAACUACAGCUGGAGAUCUUCCACUCGGUGAUGUUCCGUAACUACCAGAGAAAGACAGAUAUGGAUGAGCCUCCCAGUCUGGACUAUGGGUCGGGGGGAGAGGAGGAGAGUGUUAAGAGUGAGAAGAGGAGGCUGAAAGACCCAGACUACGCUGCCCUGGAUGACAAGUUCUAUAAAUACGGCAUCAAGCCUGAAUGGAUGAUGGUCCACCGCAUCAUCAACCACAGUAUGGACAAGAAAGGGAUAUACCACUACCUGGUCAAGUGGAGAGACCUGACCUACGACCAGUGCACAUGGGAGAGAGACGAUCUGGAGAUGCCAGAGUUUGUCAUCCACAGGGCCAACUACUGGGCACACAGGGAUGAGGUGAUGAAGGAGGCCCCAGACAUGCCGAGGAGGAUGAGGAGCAUGAGGAUGGAAGAGAGCGAAGACCCCCACAGAUCACCUGUCAACGACCCUACGAUAAAGUACGAGGAGCAGCCGGACUUUGUGACGGCGACGGGGGGCACUCUGCACCUGUACCAGCUGGAGGGGCUCAACUGGCUGCGUUUCAGCUGGGCACAGGGCACUGACACCAUCCUGGCAGACGAGAUGGGGCUGGGCAAGACCAUCCAGACCAUCGUCUUCCUCUACUCACUCUUCAAAGAGGGCCACACUAGGGGCCCGUUCCUGGUGAGCGCCCCCCUCUCCACCAUCAUUAACUGGGAGAGAGAGUUUGAGAUGUGGGCCCCUGACUUCUACGUGGUGACCUACACAGGGGACAAGGACAGCAGAGCCAUCAUCAGAGAGAACGAGCUGACCUUCGACGACGCGGCCGUACGGGGAGGGAAGAAAGCCUUCAAACUGAGGAGAGAAGCCCCUAUAAAGUUCCAUGUCCUAUUGACCUCCUAUGAGCUGGUGACGAUAGACCAGACCUCCCUGAAGUCUAUAGACUGGGCCUGUCUAGUGGUGGACGAGGCCCACCGCCUCAAGAACAACCAGAGCAAGUUCUUCAGACGUCUGAAUGACUAUAAGAUUGACCACAAGCUGCUGCUGACUGGUACUCCUCUACAGAACAACCUGGAGGAGCUGUUCCACCUGCUCAACUUCCUCACUCCCAACCGCUUCAAUAAUCUGGAGGGGUUCCUGGAGGAGUUUGCAGACAUCUCCAAGGAGGACCAGAUCCAGAAGCUUCACGACCUGCUGGGUCCCCACAUGUUGAGGAGGCUGAAGGCUGACGUCUUCAAGAACAUGCCGGCCAAGACUGAGCUCAUCGUACGAGUGGAACUCAGCCCCAUGCAGAAGAAAUACUACAAGUUGAUUCUGACGAGGAACUUUGAGGCUCUCAACUCUAAAGGAGGAGGUAACCAGGUGUCUCUACUCAACAUCAUGAUGGACCUGAAGAAGUGUGCCAACCACCCCUACCUCUUCCCUGUCGCCUCCAUGGAAGCCCGUAAGACGGCAAGCGGAGCUUACGAGGGCACGGACCUCACAAAGGCUUCUGGGAAACUGACUCUGCUGCAGAAGAUGAUGAGGAAACUGAAGGACCAGGGACACCGGGUGCUGGUCUUCUCACAGAUGACUAAGAUGUUGGACCUGUUGGAGGACUUCCUGGACUUUGAGGGUUAUAAGUACGAGAGGAUCGAUGGAGGAAUCACAGGAGCUCUGAGACAGGAGGCCAUAGACAGGUUCAAUGCUCCUGGUGCUCCUCAGUUCUGUUUCCUGCUGUCCACCAGGGCAGGGGGUCUGGGGAUUAACCUGGCUACAGCAGACACUGUUGUCAUCUUCGACUCAGACUGGAACCCCCACAAUGACAUCCAGGCGUUCAGUCGUGCCCACCGCAUCGGGCAGGCCAACAAGGUGAUGAUAUAUCGCUUCGUGACCCGUGCCAGUGUGGAGGAGCGCAUCACCCAGGUGGCCAAGAGGAAGAUGAUGUUGACCCACCUAGUGGUGAGGCCCGGCCUGGGCUCCAAGGCUGGAUCCAUGUCCAAACAGGAACUGGACGACAUCCUCAAGUUCGGCACCGAGGAACUCUUCAAGGACGAGAUCGAAUCGGGGGACAACAGGGACGAUGAGGGCAGUGUGAUCCACUACGACAGCUCAGCCAUCGAGAGACUGCUGGACCGGAGCCAGGACGCUACGGACGACACAGACAUGCAGAACAUGAACGAAUACCUCAGCUCCUUCAAAGUGGCCCGUUACAUGGUCCGAGAGGAGGAUAAGAUUGAGGAGGUGGAGCGUGAGAUCAUUAAGCAGGAGGAGUGUGUAGAUCCAGAAUACUGGGAGAAGCUGCUGAGACACCACUAUGAGCAGCAGCAGGAGGACCUGGCCAGUAAACUGGGGAAGGGCAAGAGGAACCGCAAGCCUGUCAACUACAACGACGCAGCACAGGAGGACCAAGAGUGGCAUGCUGGUAUUUCAGAUAACCAGUCCGAGUACUCUGUGGGCUCCGAGGAGGAGGAUGAAGACUUUGACGAGAGGCCAGAAGGUUCUCGCCGACAGUCCCGUCGCCAGAUGAGGAACGAGAGAGACAAGCCACUUCCCCCCCUGUUGGCCAGAGUAGGGGGCAACUUGGAGGUGUUGGGCUUCAACACGCGCCAGCGGAAAGCCUUCCUAAACGCGGUGAUGCGUUGGGGCAUGCCCGCCCAGGACGCCUUCUCCUGCCAGUGGCUGGUCAGAGACCUGAGGGGCAAGAGUGAGAAGGAGUUCAAGGCGUAUGUGUCUCUGUUCAUGCGUCACCUGUGUGAGCCCGUGGCCGACGGUGCUGAGACAUUUGCAGACGGCGUGCCAAGGGAGGGCCUGUGCCGGCAGCCCGUGCUCACCCGCAUCGGGGUCAUGUCUCUGGUCAAGAAGAAGAUCCAGGAGUUUGAGCACAUCAACGGGCGGUGGAGUCUCCCAGAGAUGAAGCCAGAGAUGAAGCCAGAGGCCCUGAGACCAGAGGUCAGUGUGUCUUCUUCUUCCAGAGCCUCCUCCCCUGGGGGGACCAUGAAGACCGCUACGCCCACCUCUGACCCCAGCUGUACCUCAGACAACACCCCCUGCACCUCCAAACCAGCUACCCCUGCUCCCUCAGACAAACUAGAGAAGAAUGGGAAAGAUGGAGAGAAGGAGGGAGACAAGGGGAAGGAGGUAGAGAGCAACAACAGUGCAGACCAUGAAGAGCCUCUAAUCCCUACCAAAGAAGCUCUACAAGAAUUAUCCCCUAACACAACAACAGACAAGGAAGUAAGUGCUACAAAAGAGGAGGAGGGGAAAGUUGAAGAGGAGAGUAAGGAGAAGGGGUCCUCCGGAGAAACAACUAAACAAGGGUCGGAGGUCAAAGAUGAGAAACCAGGUAGUGUAACACUCUCACCUGGAGAGAAGGUGGAGGUGGAGAAGGACAACAACAAGGACAAGACGACGGACAUGGAGAAGGAGAAGAGUGAGGAGGCCCCUGUCCCCACAGAAGGGACAGACCACAUGGAAAAGAUGGAGCGACAGCAACCCUCUGACGUGAUGAAAGAGGAAGUAAAAGGUGAGAAGGAUGCUGGGAAAGAAAUGGCGAAGGAGGAGGUUGCCAAAGACACCUUGCCGAAACCACCCAUCACCCCCCCCGAGCGACGGCGCUUCAUGUUCAACAUCGCUGAUGGGGGCUUCACAGAGUUGCAUACGCUGUGGCAGAAUGAGGAGCGGGCGGCCAUCUCCUCUGGGAAGAUAAAUGAGAUCUGGCACCGGCGGCACGACUUCUGGCUGCUGACGGGAAUCGUACUUCAUGGCUACGCACGGUGGCAGGACAUCCAGAACGAUCCCCAGUUCUCCAUCGUCAACGAGCCCUUCAAGUCGCAGGCCAACAAGGGCAACUUCCUUGAGAUGAAGAACAAGUUCCUGGCCCGCCGCUUCAAGUUAUUAGAGCAGGCCCUGGUGAUAGAGGAACAACUGAGACGGGCAGCCUACCUGAAUAUGACCCAGGACCCAGUCCACCCCGCAAUGGCCCUGAACGCCCGUUUUGCCGAGGUGGAGUGUCUGGCCGAGUCGCACCAACACCUCAGCAAGGAGUCCCUGGCCGGGAAUAAACCGGCCAACGCCGUGCUGCACAAGGUGCUGAACCAGUUGGAGGAGCUGCUGAGCGACAUGAAGGCUGACGUGACGCGGCUCCCCGCCACGCUGUCCCGGGUCCCGCCCAUCGCCGCACGCCUGCAGAUGUCAGAGAGGAGCAUCCUCAGCAGGCUGGCCAGCAAGGGCACCGACACACACCCGCCCCCGAGCAUCCCCCCAGGACCCUACGCCACUCCUCAGAACUUUGGGCCCCCCUUCACCCCCACCCCCCCGGGAGUCUUACCCAUGGGAGGAGCCAACUACAGCCUGAUGCCUCCUGGAUCCUUCGUAUCAAAAGCCCCAGAAGCCCCGGGUGGCGGCGGCGCUGGCUUCCUGAAGACUAAGGAGCACGACAUCAUGCAGCGGCAGCGCGUGGUCGACCUGUGGAAGGAUGGCAAGUCGGAGGGGUCCAUCGGGCAGGAGCUGAGGAUGCCUAAGUCCACGGUGCACAGCAUCAUCGUCAAGUACCGCCUCAGUAACACUGUGGAGAACCUGCCCCGCAAUGGACGGCCCAAGAAACCCUAAGGAUGGAGGGAUGGAGAGACACAGAGAAAGACAUCAUCCAAACUAAGGAGAGGAGAGGAGAAGAGACAGCACUUUGAAGUAAAGCAUGGAUGAUGGAUAGUGAGAGGGAGAGAGAGAUAAAGAAAGAGGGAAGAUGGUAGUCUUGGAGAGAGAGAGAGAGAGAGAGAGAGAGAGAGAGAGAGAGAGAGAGAGAGAGAGAGAAAGAGAGAGGGAAUCCAAAAGGUACUUCUUUGAAGUAAAACAUGGACAGUGCAUGGUGAUAGGAUGUGAAUUGUCUGGCCAAAAAAUAGAGGGAGAAAUAGGGGAGGAAAGAAGGAAAGAGGCCUGAAAGCUGACUCUGGGGAGGAAGUGUUGGCGGAGAGAAAAAGGCACUGAGAAAAAAACGAGAGCGUAUGUUAAUGUAAUCAACAGAGAAUGUAGGUAUGAGCAGCUGAAAGAGAGAAGAACUCAAAGAGAUGGGAGAAUUGAGCUUUUUCAUCCUUCCUUCCCUGUUUCAGACAAAUCUACUGGCCCGUUUCUCUCCCUUCUUUCUCCUGUUCUGCUCCCGACCCCGGCCGCAAUGUUUUCCCUCCGGAAUCAUUCUUUAUCCGACGGCUGAGUGAACGAGUCUGACCCUGCCCUCCUUCAUUCUUCCGCAAUUCCUCUCUGAGUCCUGCACACCUCCUCAUCCCCCUCUCCCUCACACACACUCACACACACACUCACAAAUACUGCAGACCUCACACACAACAUGACCUAAACCUAUUAAGACGACUCUCUCUUUCCGUAGCUACCCUCCUCUGUUCAAUACAAGAUACUGGGAUGCAAAUGCAAGCCAAAGUGGACAAUCCUGGAGUUUCUCAUUUCAACAAACAACAACAAAAAGAACAAGAAAAAAGAGCGGGAGAAAUGAAUGACUUCUAAGUAUAACACACUCCUUUCCCUGGACUUUCUCACCCCUCGGCAUUCCAACCCCGAGACAACCAUAAAGGAGCAUAGAUGUAGAGACAAAAACAACUUCCUGUUUUUAUAUUGUUGUCGUUGUAUUGAACAAAUCAACAUCUGAUGUUGAGAGUACAGUGCCCAAUAGGAAGAGAGCUUGGUGUAGAGACAUGUAAUCUUUGUACUGUAUUGGCCAAUCAUACUUACUGUAGCACCUUUAUAUGAGGUCACUUUAUCUUGGUUGGGAUGAGGAUGUAGUGUACACUCUUAGAAAAAAGGGUUCCACAAGGGUUCUUCGGCUGUCCCCAUAGGAG